AAAUUGGUAGGCUGCAUGGACAAAUGGUUCGGAGAAAAACGAUUAUGGUUGUUUGGUAACCAUUUGCCAUUACUUCCAAGGAGUAAUGUUCCUUUCAGAUGGACUUCUGGCGAUUCAAGUGCAGGAAGUGCGCUGAAAGCUUUAACAGAAAGAUCACGUGGGAGUAGCAGAAUGGAUCGCUAUGAAAAACUUAGUCGACUUGGUGAGGGAUCAUAUGGAGUAGUUUACAAAUGUCGUGACAGAGAUACUGGUUCACUGGUAGCGGUGAAGCGGUUUGUAGAAUCAGAAGAUGACCCUGCUAUACGAAAGAUUGCGUUACGCGAAAUUCGUCUAUUGAAAAAUUUGAAACAUCCCAAUCUAGUGUGUUUAUUGGAAGUAUUUCGACGAAAACGGAGACUCCAUCUAGUGUUCGAGUUUUGUGAACACACGGUAUUGCAUGAACUUGAACGUCAUCCUGAGGGUUGUCCCGAUAACCUUACCAUGCAAAUAACAUUUCAAACUAUACAAGGUGUUGCGUAUUGCCAUAAACAAGGAUGCCUGCAUCGUGAUAUAAAACCGGAAAAUAUUUUAUUAACAGCACAAGGACAAGUUAAAUUAUGUGACUUCGGCUUCGCGCGGAUGUUGAGUCCAGGAGAAAACUAUACAGAUUACGUAGCAACAAGAUGGUACCGAGCUCCUGAACUUCUUGUAGGAGACACACAGUAUGGAACACCUGUAGAUGUGUGGGCGAUUGGAUGUGUAUUUGCAGAGCUUGUUCGUGGAGACGCACUAUGGCCAGGAAGAAGCGACGUUGAUCAACUGUAUCUAAUUCGCCGAACAUUGGGUGAUCUUCUACCUCGUCAUUUAGCAAUCUUCAACCAAAAUGAGUUUUUCAAGGGUAUCACAUUACCAGUUCCACCAACUCUUGAAUCCUUAGAAUCAAAAAUGCCUGCUCGGACUUUAACAAAUCCUUCGAUGAUGGACUUUCUCAAGAAAUGUCUUGAUAAAGAUCCUGCCAAACGCUGGUCAUGUGAGCGGCUUGCGAUGCAUUCGUACUUUGAAGAUUACGUUACCAGACAAAAAGAAAUAGAGCAAACCAUUACACUCGAAAUCCAGAAGCAAAGUAGUCGAGAAUCGAAAUCAAAAUUAUCCAACACAUCCUUGCCACAGUUGCCGGCUACCCAGGAAUCCAGAGUACCACAGAAAAACCAAUAUCUUCGUUCCGAUCAUCAUCUCCCAACGAUUUAGUUACCAUAAGUAACUAUUAUUUUUAAAAUAAACGAUCAAUCAGCAGUUCUAUCGUUUGCCUAAUAUGGUUUCUAGGAAAUUCAUCUUAUAUAUGCAACCGGGCAAAAGUUAUUAGUUUAUUUAUCUAUCAAUCAAUUCCCAUUUUACACUAAUAAAA
Molecule: messenger RNA, 1384 nt
Organism: Sabethes cyaneus
Lineage: Eukaryota; Metazoa; Arthropoda; Insecta; Diptera; Culicidae
Product: cyclin-dependent kinase-like 4
Exons: 7
Coding region: 16-1227 (403 amino acids)
Biological process (GO): protein phosphorylation
Cellular component (GO): nucleus
Molecular function (GO): cyclin-dependent protein serine/threonine kinase activity; ATP binding
Source: RefSeq, a predicted model, not a curated record